Messenger RNA from Bipolaris sorokiniana ND90Pr, 520 nucleotides. RefSeq lists its product as uncharacterized. Bases 172 to 399 code for a protein of 75 amino acids. The transcript has a single exon. The record is from RefSeq and is a predicted model, not a curated record. Lineage: Eukaryota; Fungi; Ascomycota; Dothideomycetes; Pleosporales; Pleosporaceae.
CUUGCAAACAAAAAUAACUGACAAAAGAUAGAAUACAUUGGCAUUUUGUACGAUGCAAAACAUCCAGACCAUCACGGCUUCGCGCUGCUCAUUUGUCGGCGUAGAGCUGAUAGCCAGGGCCCUGUGGUUGCGUCAACUCCGCGUCACCGUUCCUCACAGCAAGAGUACAUUAUGACACGAACAAUUGUCUACACAGAAGCUACACACGAGAAGUGGAGGUUGGUGGCCGAGAGCAGCAAGUUGUACUUUAGCAUCACUCCUGCACUACAAGAAUUUUCAAAAGACUUGGAGUGGCAGAUGGAAGACAUGACGGCGAUGCUUAGUCUAGGGGAUGAGAGACUAUGUGCUGGCAAGGACGAGGACGGGAAAGAUGAUGGAAGCAGAAAGCGUAAGAGGUAAAGAGUGUGUUGCAGACGGAGCUAUCACGGUGAAAUGAUGUGCGGUUUAGCGAAGCGAGCGGAUAGCAUGGAAUAGACCUGGAAUGUCUAUGCGCUAUGGUGUCAUAGAGUGCACGGCAACG